AAGAUGGUGGUGACACCAAGGAGGGCUUCAGUGGCCAUUGCAGGGUGCUGGCUACUCUCCUUCGUCGUAGGCUUGACACCCAUGUUUGGCUGGAAUAACCUGAAUAAAUUGAAACAGGAGGCCAACAGCAGUCUCGGUGAUUUGGUGAUUAAAUGUGAAUUUGAGAAGGUCAUCAGUAUGGAAUACAUGGUCUACUUCAACUUCUUUGUCUGGGUCCUUCCCCCUCUGUUGCUCAUGGUCCUCAUCUACCUGGAGGUGUUCUACCUGAUCCGCAAGCAGCUCAACAAGAAGGUAUCAGGCUCUUCUGGGGAUCCCCAGAAGUACUAUGGGAAGGAGCUGAAGAUUGCCAAGUCUCUAGCCCUCAUCCUUUUCCUCUUUGCCCUCAGCUGGCUGCCCCUACACACACUCAACUGCAUCACUCUCUUCUGCCCAGACUGCCAAAAACCCAGCAUCCUCACCUACAUUGCCAUCUUCCUCACUCACGGUAACUCAGCCAUGAACCCCAUUGUCUACGCCUUCCGCAUUCAGAAAUUUCGGACCACCUUCCUGCAGAUCUGGAACCAGCAUUUCCGAUGCCGGGCAGUGCCCCCAUCUGAUGAUGAAGAUCCCCCCGAGGAGAGACUGGAUAAUUAGACCCUGUACCUUCCAGUACCCAACUUUCCUGUUCCUAUCCAUCCCCCUCUCCAUUGGGGUACCAUGGUCUCUUUCUCCUCUACUCCCCUCUGCAAAUCCCAA
Molecule: messenger RNA, 735 nt
Organism: Gracilinanus agilis (Agile Gracile Mouse Opossum)
Lineage: Eukaryota; Metazoa; Chordata; Mammalia; Didelphimorphia; Didelphidae
Gene: ADORA1
Product: adenosine A1 receptor
Exons: 1
Coding region: 4-633 (209 amino acids)
Biological process (GO): G protein-coupled adenosine receptor signaling pathway
Cellular component (GO): dendrite; membrane; synapse
Molecular function (GO): G protein-coupled adenosine receptor activity
Source: RefSeq, a predicted model, not a curated record